Molecule: messenger RNA, 1077 nt
Organism: Striga asiatica
Lineage: Eukaryota; Viridiplantae; Streptophyta; Magnoliopsida; Lamiales; Orobanchaceae
Source: the annotation of a GenBank genome assembly
AUGAGCGGGUGGGGUUGGAAACACAGUGACCUGUGUCCGUCGGAGGAAGCUGAAAGCCUAGACUUUGGUCUCUCUCUCUCUCUCUCGCACAUUCUCUGCUCGGUCGCCAUGUUUAAACUGUCGAGGCAGCUUCUGCACUCCUCAACUGGUUUUUUGUCUCUGAAGAAUCUGGCCAAUGGAGCUGCUAGUGACUUAAGAGUAGCCCGCAGCAUAACUACUCAGACUGGGAUCUCUUCUGCUAUGCCGAAAUUUGGACAUGAUGGGAAUCCUUCUGCAAGAAUAUUUGCACCUUAUUCAGUCUUCAAAGGAAAAGCUGCACUUUCUGCUGACCCUCUUCUCCCAAUGUUUACUAAAUCAGAAUCUGGAGACUACAGAGUUGAACGCCGUGGUAUCAUUAUGUUGACUUUCUGGCCUGCUAUCGGUGAACGCAAAUAUGAUUGGGAGAAGAGGCAGAGAUUUGCUCUGUCGGCAACAGAGGUUGGUUCCCUGAUCAGUUUGGGCGCAAAUGAUUCUUGUGAAUUUUUCCAUGAUCCAGCAAUGAAGUCCAGUAAUGCAGGUCAAAUUAGGAAGAGUUUAUCUGUCAAAGCCCAUGCUGAUGGGAGUGGCUACUUCAUGUCUCUGAGUGUUGUCAACAAUAUCCUCAAAACAAAUGAUCGGUUUUCUGUUCCUGUCACUAGUGCUGAAUUUGCAGUCAUGCGAACAGCUUUCACCUUUGCUUUGCCUCACAUAAUGGGUUGGGACAAAUUAACCAAUCAGCAGCCAGAGUUUUCCGCUAGUAGAGGUUCGCCAGCUGUGGCGGUCCCUGAUCUUCAGAGCUCCGAGUGGGAUAGAUAAGAUGAAUUAGUACAUUUUGUGAAGUGGAUGAAUGUGGCUCUUGCAGCAGCAGUAUUACUCCAUGGGUUGAAUGUUUAACAAACUUAUAUCAAGUUUCAAUAGAACAGACCAUUUGAAUUCUGGGUGUUAUGAACAAUUAGGAAUUUGAGUAAGCCUGGCAUGCAUGUGGCACCAUGUCUGGUGCAGUCUUUUCCCAAACACCUGCCCUUGUUGGAGUAAUAUUACUAUUAUUAUUAUUAUUAU